Messenger RNA from Paramuricea clavata, 154 nucleotides. The record is from the annotation of a GenBank genome assembly. Lineage: Eukaryota; Metazoa; Cnidaria; Anthozoa; Malacalcyonacea; Plexauridae.
AUGCAUGAGAGGAACAAUAUUUUGUACUUUGGUGAUGGUGAUGGUGAUGGUGAUGAUGAUGAUGAUGACGAUGACGAUGAUGGUGAUGGUGAUGGUGGUGAUGGUGAUGGUGGUGACGGUGAUGGUAAUGAUGGUGAUGGUGGUGGCGGUGGUG